Molecule: messenger RNA, 959 nt
Organism: Biomphalaria glabrata
Lineage: Eukaryota; Metazoa; Mollusca; Gastropoda; Planorbidae
Product: methylated-DNA--protein-cysteine methyltransferase-like
Exons: 4
Coding region: 165-767 (200 amino acids)
Biological process (GO): DNA repair
Cellular component (GO): nucleus
Molecular function (GO): methylated-DNA-[protein]-cysteine S-methyltransferase activity
Source: RefSeq, a predicted model, not a curated record
CCAUUAGUCUAUGACCAUAAAACAGAAGACAGCCCAACAAGUAUACAAUACAUUUACUCAAAUAGAAAGGUUAUGAAAUGUUAACCAAUGAUAAUGGAAAUACAUUUAUUUAAAACAACAACAUCCCUAUUAAAUAAAAGUCUUACAUUUCACCACCACAAACAAUGUAUUCAAACGGAAAACUUUUUUGGACACAGCAAUACAGGAAAAUGAAACACUCUUCACUAACUUGCUCUUGCUUUGAGUCAAAGUUUAUUGUCACUUCACCUAUUGGAGAUAUUAAGAUUGUGAGCUGCUCUGAAGGUUUACACUCUGUUUCUUUUAGUAAUGAUGACAGCCUACAAAUCACUCCAGAUAAACACAUUCCUGUACUUGCUAAGUCAAACUCCUCCAAUAUAACAGAAUGUAGUCCAGCAGAGAAAUGCUACCAAUGGUUAAAAAACUUUUUUUCUUUAAGGAAAGCUGAUCCAGAUAUCCCACCAUUAUGCCAAUUUGUUAUGAAACCAGAUACUUUCUGCAGUAAAGUUCUGCAGUGUCUACCUGCUGCUGCUCCAUUCGGUACUACCAUAAGUUACAAAGAUUUGGCUCAUCUUUGUGGCAAUGUCAAGGCCAGCAGAGCUGUCGGACAUGCCAUGUCAAGCAAUCCAUUUAUCCUCAUCAUUCCUUGUCACAGAGUCAUUUGUUCCAAUGGGGAAGUUGGGAAUUAUGCUAAAGGCAGGAGAAACACAGUAAAACAAUGGCUUCUCAAUUUCGAAAAGGAGUCUUAAUUUUAUUUUAUAUUGGAAUUCAAUUUAUUACUUGUGUUGCACAUUGUUAAUUCUGCAUUUUUCUGUUAUUGCUCUGCUUCUGUCAUUGUUCAACAAUAAUAAAAAAUAUUUAUUAUUUGAUUAGAUUUGAACUAUUCUUGAAAGAAAUGAAAAUAAAUAAAUUCACAAUUGACUUUUUUCUACUCACUAAAA